CUUACGUCCUGUGGGCUGCAGAGGAGAAAACCCGCCUACACGGCGAACCUGUCCCGGUGCCGGGUAGAGGAAGACUCGGUCGCAGUUUGGACACCGACCUUGGUUCACCGUAGCCCGGGCUACGGUUUCGCCGACAGCCCUGUAAAUAACUCGCGCCCCUCGUGUGUGGUCCUGCCGGCAGCGACCUGCGAAGAAACUUGAAACUAUGUCCGGUGUUGCCCGCGGCCGCUUCAUGUAUUUCGCUUUUGGGAGCAACUUGUUGAAGGAGAGGCUGCAGCUGGCGAACCCGUCUGCGAUAUUUUGCACUACCGGUCGACUGAGGGAUUAUGAGUUGAGCUUUGGCCUGUGGGAGAAACAUGUGGACAACGCUUGGCAUGGCGGAGUGGCCACCAUCGAGUUCUGUCCUGGCGCAGAAGUGUGGGGGGUCAUCUGGGCAUUGAGCAAUGAAAACCUCACAAGCCUCGACAACCAGGAAGGGGUGAGCCAGGGGAAGUACUCACCACUGGAGGUCUCGGUGGAGACCGACAAGGGGCCGAUGCUCUGCAGGACGUAUCAGAUGAACAAUUUCCACGCCUGUCCUCCAUCUCCUCAGUACAAACAGGUGGUGUGCCAGGGUGCGGAGCAGAACGGCCUCCCAGCGGAGUACAGGAAGAGGCUGGAGGUCGUUCAGACCAACAGCUACAGAGGCCCCUCAGUCCUUGACCAAAUCAGAACUGCUACGAAAUAGACUUGAAAAACAGUGAUUAUACUGCGGUCUGCAUGUUUAAAACAUGCUGCCUUGCUCCCAUAGAGCAGAGCGUUCUUCACCGGCCUAUUCAGUUAGUUAAUAUUGAUCAACAACAUAUAGACAUACAGAGAUCCAUUGCACCAUAAUGUGUUGACAGUACAUUGAUAGUAGAAUAAUUUCAUAUGUUAUAGUAAUGUAAGACUCGCAAUUGGGGAAAAUCUAGUAAGUGGACCUUGAGUUAAGUUUGAGUUUCUUUGUCAAACUAUUUCAGGUCAAGAUUCACAUGUUGAACUGGCUCACAUGUUGAACUAAUUCAUUCUGUGGCCAGAAUGAAUUAAUAAUGCAGGCUCUUAAUGAGACACUUGGCUGGACCCAACAAACACCCCAUGUUUUAUCUAUUUGAGAAGUAUCGUGACAGGAUGUAUUUAAUUUUUGAGCCAUCACAACGGAAAUGAAGGAAAAUGUAUGUGGGCAGAAAACUUUUAAUGGAAGUGUUUCUCAGGGUAGAAUUAAACAGAUGAAAAACACGUAA
Scophthalmus maximus (turbot) is the source of this 1259-nucleotide messenger RNA. RefSeq names its product gamma-glutamylcyclotransferase a (gene ggcta). The transcript has 4 exons. Gene Ontology annotation, molecular function: gamma-glutamylcyclotransferase activity. NCBI's taxonomy places the organism in Eukaryota, Metazoa, Chordata, Actinopteri, Pleuronectiformes, Scophthalmidae. The record is from RefSeq and is a predicted model, not a curated record. Bases 206 to 727 code for a protein of 173 amino acids.